ACAAAACAUCUCAUCCCCUGUAAUUUUUUUGUCCGUGAAAGGGAGUGAAUCCAAAGACCUACAGAUAAACCUGGACUUCCCAUUGUCAUCUGAUUUUUCAAGGCAUGGAAGACGAAAAAGAAGAGCGCCACACACAAACAGUAAAGUGCUGCAUAAAAUGGCAAGCAAUGCCAAUGGGACCAACAUGACCUACCACGAGUUUCAUUUCCCCAACGACGACACCAUUCCUAUUAUCCAAAUGACGUGGUGGGACGUAGAGGCCACCUUUCAUGUGUACUUCAUGUAUGGGUCUCGCCCUACAUUCGACAAGUAUGCGGAGAAAAGAGUUGUUCAACAGGACUGGAUAGAGGCCCGGUACAUGGAAACCUCUAACUAUACAGUCUCAUUCACCCCUAACACAACAGAUCGCAGUGGAGAUUUGUACAUAGGAGUGCAGGAGAUAGGUAAUGUGGAUAGGUUGUCAGAGAUGGCAAGGGGUCAACCCAAGGAAGCCUCUAAGUAUCGACUGACGGUCUCGGAUUUUGGCUGUUUGUCUUGGAAUGAGGAGGAAGAGAAAUGGAAGUUGGCAAACUGCAAUGCUGAAGUAGACCUGGACAAAACCAUCACCCACUGCCAGUGCCGUAUGACUGGGUCGAGGAUUGCAGUUGGGACUAUGACUCUCCCUGUCCCGAAUGCCAUAAACUUCAUGAACGCAUUCAAGAACUUCCGCAACCUGAGUGACAAUGCCGUGGUGUUCUCCAUCGUGGUGUCCGAGUUCAUCCUGUACAUCAUUCUCAUGGUUUUUCUGUCGGCAGAUCAGAUCAAAAGGAAGACACUGCCAGAGGUGAGUCUGAUCCCCCCAGACAGGAUGCCGGCACCCCAUGUGUAUCAGCUCACCGUCACCACCGGGUCCAUGCUCGGGGCUGGGACCACCUCACGGGUCGCCUUCCAGCUCUUCGGGUCAGAGGGCACGACCCCAGUCAAGAUGCUGAACCCUGGAGGAGAGGCCUUGGUGCGUGGAAGUACUUUACAUUUUGUCAUGCCAGUGCGAGAGUCACUCGGAGAAGUGAUGUUGUUGUACAUCUGGCAUGAUAACUCUGGGGAAGGUGACAGGUCAUCCUGGUUCCUCCAAAAGGUUUUCGUCAGAGAUAUAGAAACAGAUGUGAUUUCUUACUUCAUCUGUAAUGACUGGUUGUCAGAAGACAAGGGUGACGGUGAAGUGCAGAAGGUGGUGCACGCAAGCACAGAGCUGGAGCUCGCAGCCUCCACUAAUGUCUUCAACGAGGCAACCAGAGACGUGCUCUAUGAUCAACACCUGUGGGCAUCAGCCCUUAUGGCAGCACCAGGUUCCAGCUUCACAAAAGCCCAGCGUCUGUCCUGCUGCUUUACUCUCCUGAACACCAUGAUGCUGGCCAGCGCCAUGUGGUACCAGAAAGAUGACACAACUGCCGACACAAAAGUGUACAACCUGGGGAUUGCUCGUUUUACAGCAGAGGAGCUGUACAUCAGCCUUAUGUCCAUGCUGACUGUGGCUCCGGUCAAUCUCAUGAUUGUGCAACUAUUCCGGAAGGAGACACCGCUGUCUCUUAACACUCCGGAGAUGUCAAUCCGGAGGUCCAAGCGAGCACCGAGGAAGAUCUUCCCACCUGCUAAACCAGGUGCCCAAUUGGCUCGAAAGAAGAAGGAACUAACUAAGAAGUCAGUCUCGACACUCCUGGACUUGUUUUUGCUGUUUGUCUUUGUGGCUGUUUUCUUUUACCUCGCCCAGGCGGACACAGACCAGCGGGCCUUCUACGAGACCAGGACACUCUCAAACACAGUUCUACAGGAGUAUAAUACAAUCAGCACUCCAGACCAGUUGUACGGCUGGCUCGAGGAAGUCCUGCUGCCCACCCUGUUCCCAUCUGCCUGGUACAACGGGAGGAAAAUGAAGUUCUUGGACCAACAGUUUGCCCAGAACACCGAGUCCUUCCGCUUCGGCCCUCCUCGCCUCACACAGAGGAGGAAAAUUCCAGGUACAGUCCAUUUCGUGUGGCAUAAUGGCAGAGCAUUUGGCUCAGAACCAAGUGGUCCUGGAAACACGUCAGAUAGCUGCUGGAGGUUUGCAGCACCCAACAUUUUGAACCACCCAAACUUCACAUCUGACUGUAGCAACAACCUUGUCCUCGAGGUCCUUCGAAAUUAUGAAAUCGCCGUCUCGUUCGUCCGUGCCAUGGAAGGUUCCGGGUUUGUCGACAAACACACAGAGUCGCUGGCAAUCAACAUCAACUUCUACAACCCCAGCCUGAAGCUGUUUAGUGGCGUAAACAUAUUGCUGAAGCGUUCAGGUGAGCUAGGAUUUGAGCACUUUGUGGAUGUGACACCCACUGCUUGGUGGGACGCAUGUUUUAAGCACAUCUUGGGUCUUGUUGUCUUCAUCAACACCAUCGCCUUGCUUCGCGCGGUCCGCUUCACUCAGACGAUCGGAAAACUCCUGGCUCUUCCCGGCAUCAUGAAGGAGGAGCUCGUGUCGUUCUUAGUUGUUGCUGCCGUUGCUUUCGUGGCCUUUCUGAGCUCAGGGCAUCUUAUCUUUGGCAGCAACACGCAGUCCUACUCAGACAUGUACCGCACAACGCUUGCUCUCUUCGAGAUGGUGCUCGGCGUGUUUCUUGCCCAAGACCUGGUAGACUCCAACCCUCUCCUUGGACCGAUCUACUUCUCCGCCUUCAUGAUCUUCAUCUUCACGCUGCUGGUCAACGUCCUCAUGACCAUCAUUUGCGAGGCCAUCUCUGCUGACGUGGACACGACACAUGACCAGGAACUUGCUGAGCACAUGUGGAGCAGCUUCCAGGCCAUACUGGGCGCACACAGUGUACAGAAAAAGGAGGAUAAACAAGGUGUGUUGAAGAAAGAAGAGCUACAGGCAAACCUACGCACCAUCCGGGAGCAACUUGAUGAAAGUCUCAACAUCUGUGACUCCAUCCUGCCCCGUUCACGUGUUUCCCGUACUGUAGCUGGCAAGGCUGCCAGAAAUGUUACCCCGUAAUGGUAGAAGAACACAUGACUUGUACAGUUUUUGCCCUAUGGGGAUUUUUAUAGAUAAAUACUGCAAGGUAUCUCAGUUUCAUGCAGUUACUUAAAGUAAGGUGCACUAGAGGAAUGCAAAAAGGAAUGUGUCAUGUAAUACAGUAACUAUGUUUCCUAGUUAAUAUUUAUGUAUUCCAGACCUGUAAAUUCCAUAUAAAUUCUGUAAUAUUUGACGCAUGCUUCCUAGUUAUGAAUUGUAUUUAUUCUGAAAAUUUGUAAAAAUGUACACGUAUUGGUUAGUUGAGGAAGGAUCGCUACAAAUUUGGGAAUCAGACACACAGCUACGAAUUUUAUUCCAUGCUUGAAUAACUCACACACUUUGCAUAUAUCCAGUUUAUAAUCAUUACAACAUGUGGUAACUGCAGUAUAAUUAACAUUUUUAAACUGUUGUGACAGUCAUUUAUCAAAAU
Messenger RNA from Branchiostoma belcheri (Belcher's lancelet), 3455 nucleotides. RefSeq lists its product as uncharacterized. The record is from RefSeq and is a predicted model, not a curated record. The coding region runs from base 158 to 3004 and encodes 948 amino acids. Gene Ontology annotation, biological process: detection of mechanical stimulus. Gene Ontology annotation, cellular component: membrane. Gene Ontology annotation, molecular function: calcium channel activity; protein binding. The transcript is spliced from 15 exons. Lineage: Eukaryota; Metazoa; Chordata; Leptocardii; Amphioxiformes; Branchiostomatidae.